Molecule: messenger RNA, 1474 nt
Organism: Salvia miltiorrhiza (redroot sage)
Lineage: Eukaryota; Viridiplantae; Streptophyta; Magnoliopsida; Lamiales; Lamiaceae
Product: pectinesterase 31
Exons: 5
Coding region: 273-1223 (316 amino acids)
Biological process (GO): cell wall modification
Molecular function (GO): pectinesterase activity
Source: RefSeq, a predicted model, not a curated record
CAUGGUGAAAAGAGUAACGAAAAAAGAAAACAUCUGUUACUUUUUUCUCAUUUUUCCUCUUUCACGCGAAUAAUCACACUCGAAUUUUCAAGAUUAUAUAAAAAGGAAUAAAGAAUAAAAUAAAAUCGGCGAUUGUUUACAUCAUCCUGAAUCCUUUUCGCUGUUUAUUUAUCUCCAACAUCGGAAACCGUGAUUUCUUGGUCUCACAGUCGCAGAUUCUCACUCCACUACCACUCCACAUUCCUCCUCCCCUGCGCCUCUUGUACGCAGCCAUGGGCUCCAGAGUAAUCACGGUGGCGCAGGACGGCGCCGCCGAUUACCGGACCGUGCAGGAGGCCAUCGACGCCGUGCCUCUGGGCAACGCGUGCCGCACCGUGAUCCGCGUGGCGCCGGGCGUCUACCGCCAGCCGCUCUACGUGCCCAAGACCAAAAACCUCAUCACGCUCGCCGGAAUCAGCCCGGAGGCCACCGUGCUGACCUGGAACAACACCGCCACCAACAUCGACCACCACCAGGCGGCGCGCGUCAUCGGGACCGGCACUUUUGGGUGCGGCAGCACCAUCGUUGAAGGGGAGGAUUUCAUCGCUGAGAACAUCACCUUCGAAAACUGUGCUCCGCAGGGUUCAGGGCAAGCUGUGGCGCUUAGAGUGACAGCUGAUCGUUGUGCAUUCUAUAAUUGCAGAUUUCUUGGUUGGCAGGAUACUCUGUAUUUGCACUAUGGGAAGCAAUAUUUGAGGGAUUGCUACGUUGAAGGAAGUGUGGACUUCAUUUUUGGCAAUAGCACUGCCCUUUUGGAGCAUUGCCAUAUCCACUGCAAAUCUGCUGGCUUUAUUACAGCUCAAAGCAGAAAAACUUCUACAGAGACAACAGGAUAUAUAUUCUUGAGGUGUGUGAUUACUGGCAAUGGAACGAAGGAGUACGCAUAUCUUGGACGGCCAUGGGGACCUUUUGGGAGGGUGGUCUAUGCUUACACAUACAUUGAUGGCUGUGUUAAGCAAGUUGGUUGGAAUAACUGGGGAAAGGUUGAGAACGAAAGAACCGCCUGCUUUUAUGAAUACAAGUGCUUCGGGCCAGGUAGUUGCCCCUCCAAGCGUGUGACAUGGUCCAGAGAACUGAUCGAUGAGGAAGCUGAGGAGUUUGUUGCACACAGUUUCAUCGAUCCAGAUCGACAGCGGUCAUGGCUGGCGCCGAGGAUGGCUGUAAGAAUACCAUAUUCAGCUUAAGUUAUGUAAAAGAACUAUACUUUAACAACAGUACUAGGAUUGCAUUGUUGCCAAUGGUUAUUUGUAUGUCUGUGGCUACUUUGUUGAGAUCACAAUUAAUAUAUUUAUAUGUAAUGUAGUAAUACUUGAUGUGUUCUUCCUUAGUUUGGUUAUCUAUUGAUGAAGGUCUGUAAUUUUUAUCUUUAGAGUAAUCUCAUAUUUACACAGUUGAUCUUAUAUUUCACUCGAUAAUGGAAUAUUUUGUUUUUGUA